Molecule: messenger RNA, 549 nt
Organism: Indicator indicator
Lineage: Eukaryota; Metazoa; Chordata; Aves; Piciformes; Indicatoridae
Gene: C18H5orf47
Product: chromosome 18 C5orf47 homolog
Exons: 5
Coding region: 1-549 (182 amino acids)
Source: RefSeq, a predicted model, not a curated record
AUGGCAGAGGAGGGGAAGCCACCCAUGCAGCUUGUUUAUGUCAACUGCUUUGGCUCCCACCGCUGUGGCUCCAUUAUCCGCUACAGCAGGGGCUGCCGAAAGGCUGGGGUGGGCCAGGCUAAGCCCACGCUUUCCCGGCCAAGCCCCACAGGGAAGGCUGGGAGGCAGAGAAAGGCCACCCGAGUGCCAGGAGAUGUGGCCAUCCCUGCCACCUCAGGCAGGUCACAGGAGGUGGGGAGCUGUGGCCUGGUGAGGCCUGUCAGCCACCAUCAUGGUGACCUUCGAGAGACUAAAGCUGACACCUUUGACUUUCCCUUCCCUUCAAGAAAUGAUAAAGUAAUUAAACGAAAGAAGCAGAAGUCCAAAGUCUGGUUUAAGGUCUGGAAAGUAAUUUCAAAAAUGACUGAAGAAAAUGAGAAGUUCAGAAGUCGCCUCUUGGCUUGCAGUCAGCUUAAUGGAGAAGGUAAUGAUAUGAGCCAAAGCUCACAGAAUGAGGUGUCCUGCCUGGACAGGGAGUCAUCUAUAUUUGGCUGGGUAGCAAGAAAAUAA